This is a messenger RNA of Cydia amplana, 397 nucleotides long. RefSeq lists its product as uncharacterized. Gene Ontology annotation, cellular component: nucleus. The transcript has 4 exons. The coding region runs from base 86 to 397 and encodes 103 amino acids. NCBI's taxonomy places the organism in Eukaryota, Metazoa, Arthropoda, Insecta, Lepidoptera, Tortricidae. Gene Ontology annotation, molecular function: zinc ion binding. The record is from RefSeq and is a predicted model, not a curated record.
CUUUGUUUUUCUCUCUUGGUUGUAUUGAAUAAACACGACACAGUCAUAAUUUUUGUUACACUGGUUUAUUAGUGUGGUCACAGUGAUGGAAGUGAUGAACUCAUGUCGCUGCUGCCUGCGUUGCCCUCCGGACAAGGACCUGGCGACGUCGUACGCACAUCUCGGCAAAACAGAGAUAUAUUCCCACAUGCUCAAGGAGUGCUUUGAUCUACAUCUAUCAGUUGAUGGAGACGUCUCACAUGUGAUCUGCUUGACAUGUGUGGGCCGCCUGCGAGACGCUUGUGACUUCAAGCUGCAAGUGCAGCGCAGCCAGGCAGAGCUGGAGGCAGCACUGCUUGCCAAAGUGGAGCCUAUGAUUAAGAUUGAAGUGGCUGAUGAGAGUGGGUGUGAAAUAUAG